Eucalyptus grandis is the source of this 1451-nucleotide messenger RNA. RefSeq names its product MATH domain and coiled-coil domain-containing protein At3g58270-like. Lineage: Eukaryota; Viridiplantae; Streptophyta; Magnoliopsida; Myrtales; Myrtaceae. The transcript is spliced from 3 exons. The coding region runs from base 169 to 1299 and encodes 376 amino acids. The record is from RefSeq and is a predicted model, not a curated record. Gene Ontology annotation, molecular function: protein binding.
ACAACGUUCGACACAGGUACUCAUGUGGAGUACCGCAUAAAUUUCCCAACUCCUGUAAUGCAAGAAGCUCUCCUCCUCCUCCUCCUUGGCAAUUUGAGUGUCGUCUAAGUAACGUCCGUGUUGUUUGCGAAAGUUGAUCGUGCAGAAGUAGCAGUCCAUUGAAAAAACAUGGAUGCACAAAUUGAUGUUAAUCCGGGAGAAUUCACGUGGAAAAUCAGCUACUUCACUGAGCAGGAUGCAAAUCACCUUUACUCUGAAGCAUUCACAGUUUCUGGUUGUCAAUGGAGAAUUCUGGUAUUCCCCAAAGGGAAUGGCUCGCACCAUUUGUCGCUUUUCCUCGGUGUCCCUGAUUCUGCGACGUUGCCAUACGGAUGGACCAAAGACGUCAAGUUCAGCUUGGGUGUGAUUGAUCAAAUCAAUGAUGUUCGCUCUAUUAGAAAGGCGUGGCAAAGUGUUUUCACUGCGAGACAGAAAGAAUGGGGUUUCCCAGAGUUGAUUCCCUUGACUGAGCUUCAAAACCGUACUGGGGGAUACCUAGUAAAUGACACUUUGGUGAUUAAAGCCACAGUUUGCAUCUCAACAGUUACUCCUCUGAUGAACAUUCAGCCAGCUAGACCAACUGAUAAGUUUGACUCCUAUUUCACUGCUCUGGAGGAAUUUGUCAAUGGUGCUGAGACUCAUGGCGUUAGAGUAGGAUCAAGUUCGUGCUGCCAACAUGAUGCUUUGACGGCUGAAAUUCCUAGCUUAGAAGAAGUUGAGAAGGCUAUUCAGUCGAUGACGGAAUGCCUUUCGGAUCUCUUUAAAUUGAAUAUAAAAGAGAGGCUAUCUGAGGCACUAUCAACUUUAAGCUCGGCCAGAAUUGGAUUAUUGUCGGAAAAAAAGAUAGCAAUUGAGAAAUUUCAGGCCAAUUUCAAUGAUUUCAUUUCUGACUUCUUAGCAUUUGAGCAGGACAAUGCUGAGAAACUUCAAAAGGAUCAAAGGUUCUCUGUUAUGAAGAAGAGCCAGGACACUCACAUCUUGUAUAAGCAGUUAAUGGGUGACCUCAUCAUGGAAGAGGAAAAGCUCAAGAGAAAGACGGGGGAAGUGAAGUCUAGGAAGGACAAGCUUCUCUCAGACUGGGAGAUUUUGCUGGUUGAGGCUGAAGAAGCGAAGUUGGGCUGUAAAGAUGAGCAGAAGAAAGUAGCAGAGGCUGAGGAAAAGAAGAGAAUAGCAGAGGAAAGAAUGUCUAGAUCAACCACUGCUUGGUCAAAUUUGAAGGCCCAAUUCUGUUUAAGCUUUAAGAUUAGAAAUAGGCCAUGAGCAGUUGGUCACUUAAGAAAGGAAACUGCGUUUUAGCUUGACUUUUUGUUGGUCAAUUUGCGGCUUAUGUGGUUGAUCUCCUAUCCUGUUCGUAUAGUCAAGCAUAUAUAUAGUCAGUUCUUGAUGUCUUGAUAUGAAUUGCGUUGUUAUCA